Sinocyclocheilus grahami is the source of this 3433-nucleotide messenger RNA. Its product is annotated as ral guanine nucleotide dissociation stimulator-like. The transcript is spliced from 16 exons. The record is from RefSeq and is a predicted model, not a curated record. Gene Ontology annotation, molecular function: guanyl-nucleotide exchange factor activity. Gene Ontology annotation, cellular component: plasma membrane. Lineage: Eukaryota; Metazoa; Chordata; Actinopteri; Cypriniformes; Cyprinidae. Gene Ontology annotation, biological process: Ras protein signal transduction.
CACACACUCUCUCUCUCUCUCUCUCUCACACACACACACUCCUCCGGUCGCGCUGUGCGGCUGUGGCUCGGGCGGGUUUCUCGGUACCGAUGGUGUUUGCGGCGGGGUGUGAGCUCGGCUUCGGUUCCGUCAUGUUUGAUGCCAGUGUUUGGCGGAUCCGGAGCAUCCGGGACUCUGUGAGACUCGAGAUCAGCGACGAACCGAGUCCUGCGGUGCUGAACCGACUCACUCAUCUGGACCCGGACGCUCCUCACCUGGAGAAUGCGAGUCAGGAGAUCGGCGAGGAGGUGGAGGAUGGUGCUGUGUUCAGCAUCACGCUGAGGAAGGUCCAGAUGUACCAGUCGUCCAGUAAGAGUCAGCGCUGGCUGGGUGUGGACUCAGACUCGGGCCUCAGUCUGUACGAGACGUGUAAGCUGCGCACCAUUAAAGCAGGAACACUGGAGCGGCUGGUGGAGUACAUGGUCACCGCCUUCAGAGGAAACGACUCCACCUACGUCACCAUCUUCCUCUGCACCUACAGGACCUUCGCCACCACCAAACAAGUGCUGGACCUGCUGCUCAACAGAUACGCUAAACUGCAGCCGGGCGCAGAAGCACGCAGAAUGACCCCUGAUGAGCGAACGGAGCUCAGGAACACCGUCUCCUCUAUCCUGGGCGCCUGGUUGGAUCAGUACUCGGAGGACUUCUGGAAGCCUCCGGACUACAGCUGCCUGAGACGCCUGAUCCACUACCUGCAGCUCAGCUUCCCCGGGUCGGAUCUGGAGCGCCGGGCCUGCAACCUGCUGAGCCAGUUCCACCGCAGACUCCAGCAGGAAUCAGCCCGGGACGUGCUGGAUCAGGGCUGCUGUGCGUUCACUCUGCUGCAGGAGAACGGAUUCAAUGAGGAUCGACACGAUUUCCUGAGCUUUGACCCCACUGUGGUGGCAGAGCAGUUCACACUGAUGGACGCAGAGCUGUUCAAGCGUGUGGUGCCGUAUCACUGUCUGGGAAGCAUCUGGUCUCAGAGAGAUAAGAAAGGGAAGGAACAUCUGGCACCGACCAUCAGAGCCACGGUCAGCCAGUUCAACCGUGUCACCAACUGCGUUAUUUCCACGUGCCUCAGCGACCGGACGCUCAAGCCCAGCCAGAGAGCCCGGAUCCUGGAGCACUGGAUCCAAGUAGCCAGAGAGUGUCGGAUCUUGAAGAACUUCUCAUCUCUGCGUGCGAUUCUGUCUGCGCUGCAGUGUAACCCGGUUCACCGGCUCAAGAAAACAUGGGACGAAGUGUCACGAGAAAACAUUCGCAUCUUCCAGGAGCUGUCAGAGAUAUUCUCUGAUGAGAACAACCACUCGCUGAGCCGAGAACUGCUGAUAAAGGAGGGAACGUCCAAAUUUGCCACUUUGGAGAUCAACCCUAAGCGAGCGCAGAAACGACAGCAGCCGCAGAGAGAUCUGACUGUGAUGCAGGGGACGAUUCCUUACCUGGGAACUUUCCUGACGGAUCUGGUCAUGAUGGACACGGCCAUGAAAGACUAUCUGGACGUGAGCCUGAUCAACUUCGAGAAGAGAAGGAAGGAGUUUGAGGUCAUCGCUCAGAUUAAGUUGUUACAGCUGGCGUGUAACAAUUAUAAUUUCCGGCGUGUGGCGGGGUUCAGUGCGUGGCUCUCUGGCGUGGAGAAGCUCUCGGAGGCCGAGAGGUGAGACAUCAGCAUGGGUUUAGACACACUCACACACUCACUCACACACACACACACACUCACACACACACUCACAUGCAGCGGCUCUGGAAGCUCUCACUCCAAGUCCUUCGAUCAGCUGCGUUUCCCGCCGGGUUUGAGCGGCUCGGCAGGCGACGGCGGCGACUCUCUCAGCGUGACGUCCGCCGGCUCCAGCAGCUCUGACGUGGAGGAGGUCAACAUCAGCUUCAUCUCUGAUUCACCGGAUGCUCUGGAGAGGAAGACCUCCACGCCCUUCGUAAAACAUUCCAAUUCUACCUUAGGGAAGUGCGGCCCUACGGCAGACCUGAUACCCACGUUCUGGGAGUCCACGUCUCUGUCGUCUCUGGACGCGUCGGGUCUCGGCUCAGGUUCUGGCUCCAGCAGUGCCUCCUCGUCUUCAGUGUCGUCCACACCGGUCACAGCGUCCCGCUCGCACAAGCGCUCCGUCUCCGGCGUGUCCAGCUACUCGUCUCUCUCUCUGCCGCUUUACAACCAGCAGGUGGACGACUGCUGCAUCAUCAGAGUCAGCCUGGACGUGGACAACGGAAACAUGUACAAGAGCAUACUGGUCACCAGUCAGGAUAAGACUCCCACAGUCGUGAGGAAAGCCAUGAUCAAACACAACCUGGACCGCGAGCGAGCCGAGGAUUAUGAACUGGUUCAGAAAAUCAGUGAGGAAAAGGAGCUGAAGAUUCCCGACAACGCCAAUGUUUUUUACGCCAUGAACUCCACGGCCAACUAUGACUUUGUGUUGAAGAAGAGAGGUUUCCCGAGAGCAGGCCGCACCAAACACGUGGCCAGCUCCACGCUGCCCCGAAUGAAGCAGAAAGGCCUGAAGAUCGCCAAGACACUCUUCUGAACCCCAAGCUCUUGUUGUGUCAGUACAGCAGCAGCUGGAUGGCCAAACUCUCUCCGAGAGGCGAUCUGUAAGUUUACAGUCAUCCCCGAAUCUCCGAGACCCGCUUCGUCUGUGGUGUCGCUAGCGCUGCUUCUGAUGUCAGCUGUAGGUCCUCUUUCACCUGAUGGUGUGGUCACCUGGCUGAUCACGUGACCGGAAGAGACCGCACACGUUCAUCAGAAUGUCACACCCAUCAGUGUUUUUCCUCUUCACUACCGCGGUGGUGCUCAGGCCGAUGAAACUUUCUCUUCUUCUGUUUCAUGCUUUAAUUUCUCACACGUUCAGAGAUGCCGAGUGGGUUUGUUGAUAAAAGUAAGAUGAAGGCGAAUUCGUUUAUUGCCACUACACAUGAUCAUUCUGGAGGAGGUGGUGUUCACGUGUAAAUCUGAGCGUGUGUAGUUCUAACACGAGUCUAGUAUAACAGCGCAGUCGCUCACGGUGAUGCUCGGCUUCAGUAUCUCAGAGAUCACAUGUGCUCCGCUGUCUUCAGUGCUAUUAGCAUCGCUACUCAUUCACGUAAACUACCCUUCAGCGCCCCGCAUCGCAUUGUUCCGGUUGCUGCACACUUCUGAAAUGCAGCCAUAGCUUCUGAAAUUAGAAUGAAAUGCCAAAAGGUUUCCAGGUGUUCAGCGGUCCGGAGACAUCGGAAGAAGAGAGACGCAACAUGAAAAGUGAAACUGCACAUAAGAAGAGAAAUGAACAUGAAUUGUAACGAGUUUGUUUUGUUUGACCUGUAGUCCAGCGGUCGUUCAUGACGGAAUGCACAUGCUUCACAAAGCUGCCCUGCCAUAGAUCCUUUAUAUGUGACCGUAUGAGUGUGUGUGUGUGUGUGUGUGUGU